AUGAGCGGAAACCAGCGCCAAUACUCAGACUCGUGGAGGCAUAGAGGGCGGGGAAACAGAGCACGGAACGAUCUGUAUAGCCGUUACCACCGGCCUCGGGACCACAGAGAAUACAGAGAAUACCGAGAACACGAAUACCGCGACGAGUAUCGAGAGCACAAAGACCCUCGAGAUUUCAGGCCAAGAGAGAGAGAUCAUAGAGAGAGGGAAAGGGAACCUAGAGAGAGGGAACCUAGAGACCGGGAAAGAGAGAGAGAUCCUCGAGAUCGAGAGAGGGACAGAGAUAUCAGAGACAGGGACAGAGAGCCCAGAGACAGGGACAGAGAGCCCAGAGACAGGGAAAGAGAGCCCAGAGACCGCGAUAGAGAUAUCAAAGAUAGAGAGAGAGAUCUCAGAGACAAGGAGCACAAAGAUCGAGAAAGAGACAGACCGUCUGCCCGCCCCAAAGGCGCAUCACGUCAUCCAAGCAACAGCGAGAGCAGUUCUCGGACCAGUCCAUGGGUGGCCAUCAUGCGCCUUGGCGACGGCAAAUCGGCGGCUCGUGUCAAUGCGGCGGCCAACGAGCUCCACACAAUGAACCAGAAACUCAGCGAGCUUCAGGCCGAGCGGAUGAAGUUGGCCAGCUCUUUGGCCACGCUAGAAGUAUACGCCCAGCGUGAUGCUCUCAGCGUGUCUGUGUCUGCAGAGAAACUAGAUGAGUUUGUGUACAUGUGA
This is a messenger RNA of Clavispora lusitaniae ATCC 42720, 714 nucleotides long. RefSeq lists its product as uncharacterized. The record is from RefSeq and is a predicted model, not a curated record. NCBI's taxonomy places the organism in Eukaryota, Fungi, Ascomycota, Pichiomycetes, Serinales, Metschnikowiaceae.